Rodentolepis nana is the source of this 1293-nucleotide messenger RNA. The record is from the annotation of a GenBank genome assembly. Lineage: Eukaryota; Metazoa; Platyhelminthes; Cestoda; Cyclophyllidea; Hymenolepididae.
AUGUCAGUCCUCUUCGAAACAUCAUUAGGGAGACUCGUCAUUGAUUUAUACACAGAAGAACGUCCGCGAUGUUCUUUUAAUUUUCUGAAAUUGUGCAAAGUUAAUUAUUAUAACGGAUGUCUUUUUCACAGCGUGCAGCGAAAUCUGGUAGCUCAAACUGGUGAUCCUUCCGGUACAGGUCGUGGUGGAAGCUCGAUUUAUGAGCAAGUUUACGGCGAACAGGCUCGAUACUUUGACAGUGAACCACUUCCAAAAAUAUUUCACAAGAAAUGCGGUUUAGUUUCCAUGGUUAAUAAUGGUAGCGGUCAGCAUGGGUCACAAUUUUUCAUUACUCUCGCUGGUGAUUUGGAUUAUCUUGACAAUGUGCACACUGUAUUUGGCGUUGUUACUGAAGGAGAAGAAGUUUUGUCCAAAAUUAACGAUGCUUAUUGUGACAAAGAGUCUCGGCCCUAUAGAAACAUCCGCUUACGCCGAUCGAUUGUUCUUGAUGAUCCUUAUCCGGAUCCUGAUGGCCUUGAAAUACCAACUUCAUCGCCGAAGUACUACAAAUCCUAUGAGGAUAUGGACAGCUUAGCUCCUCCGCGAAUUGAAGAAGACGAAGAUUUAGAAGGCGAUGGUGAUGGAAAAGAAUUGACCGAAGAGGAACGAGCAGAGCGCGAGGCCAUGAAGGAGGCGCGAACCAACGCUCAACUCCUCACACUUCUAGGUGAUUUACCCGAAGUGGAUGCUAAACCUCCGGAGAAUGUCCUUUUCGUUUGUCGACUUAAUCCAGUCACUCGGGCUGAGGAUCUUGAGAUUAUUUUUAGCAGAUUUGGAGAGAUUCUCUCCUGUGAAGUGAUCUAUGAUAGGAAAACGGGCAACUCCCUUCAAUAUGCCUUCAUUGAAUUUGCCAAUAAAGAAGAUUGUGAAGAGGCUUUCUUCAAGAUGGACAAUGUUGUGAUUGAUGAUAGACGUAUUCAUGUUGAUUUCAGCCAAUCGGUGGCGAAGGAGUGGUUUAAGUAUAAGGGUGAUAAAGACGCUUCGAGGAAAUCCCAUCCUUCUAAUUUUAGUCCAAAUUCUAAACGUCGGCAUCAUCAAGAUAGGGAGAAGAGAAGGGAAGACCGUAGAGAUAGAAGCAGGAGAAGUCGAGAAAGGAGUUCGGAAGGGGUGGAAUUUUAUCGAGAACAAGAGGGAAUGGAAUAUCUUCUCUCGGACUCUGAGGAUUCUCAUUCAUCUCGAAGAAAAAGGGCCAAAAAACACGACAGAAGUGGUAAGAUAAACUCACCUUUUUAUGGAGGUGAGUUCUUCCCUUGA